Molecule: messenger RNA, 6124 nt
Organism: Pangasianodon hypophthalmus (striped catfish)
Lineage: Eukaryota; Metazoa; Chordata; Actinopteri; Siluriformes; Pangasiidae
Gene: itga6a
Product: integrin, alpha 6a
Exons: 25
Coding region: 95-3379 (1094 amino acids)
Biological process (GO): integrin-mediated signaling pathway; cell-cell adhesion; cell-matrix adhesion
Cellular component (GO): integrin complex; external side of plasma membrane
Molecular function (GO): integrin binding
Source: RefSeq, a predicted model, not a curated record
ACUAAACUUGUCAGUAUAGAAGUGGAGCCUAAAGCGCAGUGCGCUCCACAGGAAAAGAGCGCACAUAUAUUCCCACUGUGCCCAUACAAACACUAUGGAGAUUUCAGGACUGUGGAUUUCUCUCAGUGUGAGGAUUUCUCUCUUUUUGCUACUAUGGGCAGGUGCAAGCGCAUUUAACUUGGACACAAAAAACGUGUUGAGGAAGAACGGGGAUCCCGGCAGCCUCUUUGGUUUCUCUCUCGCUCUGCACCGGCAGCUACAGCCAGUGGAUAAGAGAAUACUUCUAAUUGGAGCUCCCAGGGCCAAAGCUUUAUCCAAUCAGGGUGCGAACAUCACUGGGGGUUUGUACAGCUGUGAAAUCACUACUCAUUCGGAUGACUGCAAUCGGAUUGAGUUCGACAAUGAUGCUGAUAUGCGUGUGGAGAGUAAAGAGAAUCAGUGGAUGGGGGUGACUGUGCAGAGUCAGGGGCCAGGGGGAAAGAUUGUGACUUGUGCUCACCGGUACCAGCGACGGCUGUUUGUAAACACACCACAGGAGUCACGGGACAUUACCGGGCGCUGCUACGUACUCAGUCAGGAUUUCAGCAUUGAUGGCCAGUCAGAUGAAGAUGGUGGCAACUGGAAAUUCUGUGAAGGUCGUGCCAGGGGUCACGAGAGGUUUGGUGCCUGUCAGCAAGGUCUGGCUGCAACUUUCACCAAAGACUACCAUUACGUCAUUUUUGGAGCCCCAGGAGCUUAUAACUGGAAAGGAAUUGUGCGAGUAGAGCAAAAAAACAACACUCUCCUCGAAAUGGGCUUCUAUGAUGACGGCCCAUAUGAGGUUGGGGAUGAAAGCCGCUUGGAUCCAGAACUGGUGCCUGUACCUGCUAACAGUUACUUAGGUUUCUCUCUGGAUUCUGGCCACAACAUUACUGAGAAGGGCAAACUGAUUGUGGUGUCUGGCGCUCCGAGAGCCAAUCACAGUGGAGCAGUGGUGCUGCUGAGGAAAGAGGGUGAGGUGUCCACCAUGCUGUCGCCUGAGUAUGUGCUAGAAGGACCUGGACUUGCCUCUUCAUUUGGAUAUGACGUAGCAGUUGUGGAUCUCAAUGGAGACGGAUGGCAGGACAUUGUGGUGGGAGCUCCUCAGUUUUUCCAGAGAGAUGGUGAGGUUGGGGGAGCGGUGUAUGUCUACAUCAACAAGGCCGGAAAGUGGAGCGCUGUCGUCCCCACCCGCCUCAAUGGAACUAAAGACUCAAUGUUUGGACUGGCGGUGGACAAUAUUGGAGACAUCAAUCUGGAUUCCUAUGAAGAUAUUGCAGUUGGUGCUCCUUAUGCAGAUGCAGGCUCUGGUAGAGUGUACAUCUAUCAUGGAUCAGCUUAUGGCAUUAACACCAAACCAGCUCAGAUUCUGGAAGGUAGACCUCAUGGCAUAAACAUGUUUGGCUAUUCAUUGGCUGGGAACAUGGACUUGGAUGACAACUCCUACCCAGAUCUUGCCAUUGGAUCUCUGUCUGAUGCUGUGUUUGUGUACAGGGCCAGACCUGUCAUCAGCAUAAAGAAGGAAAUCAAGGUUACACCAAAGGAAAUUGACCUGACAAAGAAAACGUGUGGAAACAGUAUUUGUUUGAAUGUUGAAGUCUGCUUUACCUAUAAAGCAAAUCCUGUUACUUACAACCCCAAACUGACCAUUUCCUACAUGCUUGAGACAGAGUCACAACGCAGAAAGCAGGGGUUGCACUCUAGAGUGUCCUUCCUGGAUAAAAAGCCAACUGAUCAAGAUUUCCAGUCUACAGGCACAUUAGACCUGAGAGGGCAGAACAAGAAAUCUUGUCACAAAGUCAAACUCCGACUGCAGGAGAACAUCAAAGACAAGUUGAGAGCAAUCCCCAUCGAGGUGUCCUGUGCCAUUGAGAGUGCUAGGAGAGGGAAAAGUCCGACCUCACUACCAGAGCUGCUGCCUGUGCUGGACUCAAAUAUACCAAGCAAGACCACCACUGAAGUGAACUUCCUGAAGGAGGGGUGUGGUUCUGACAACAUAUGUCAGAGUAACCUGCAGCUCCAAUACAGAUUCUGUUACCGAGAGUCCAACCAGGACAUAUUUCCUCCAUUACCUAUGGAGAAUGAUAUUGCAGUGGUAUCUCUGAGUGACCAAAAGGACAUUGCUCUGGAGGUAACAGUGAAGAAUAGGAAUGGAGAUGAUGCUCAUGAAGCCAAACUAAUGGGAUGGUUUGGUGAUUCGCUUUCAUACUCUGGAUUCAGAUCUCAGAAAGCUACAGACAAGCACGUGAUCUGUGCAGCCAAUCAGAAUGGCUCACAAGUAGACUGUGAACUGGGGAACCCAUUCAAAAGAGAUUCUGAGGUCACUUUUUACAUUAUCCUGAGCACUGCCAGGAUCUCCCUCCACACCACUGAGGUUGAGGUUGACCUCCAGCUAGAGACAACGAGUCUGCAGGGGGGUUUAGAGAGAGUGAGGGCUAAAGCUAAAGUCGUGAUUGAACUUCUGCUAUCAGUGCAAGGGGUUGCCAAGCCCUCACAGGUGUACUUUGGAGGGAAUGUUAGAGGAGAGAGCGCCAUAAAAUCAGAGGAAGAAGUUGGCAGUUUGAUUGAAUAUGAAUUUAGGGUAAUGAAUUUAGGCAAGCCACUGAAAUCAUAUGGCACAGCCUCCAUCAAUAUCCAGUGGCCUAAAGAAGGUGCUCUGGGGAAAUGGCUUCUGUACCUGGUGAAGAUCACCUCGAAAGGGCUGGAGCAGAUCACCUGCUCACCAGAGAAUGAGAUCAACCCAAAUGGCCUGAUUGAAGGAUCCACUUUCUCCAGAAGGAAGCGUCAGGUGGACCCAAGCAGGACAUCUGAAGGGAGGAAAAUAUCUCUUUUCACAGAUAAAAGAAAAUACAAAACUCUGUCAUGUGCUGGGGAUGUGAAAUGUGUGGACAUCAAGUGCCCUCUACAGGGCCUGGACAGUAGUGCGCACAUUGUACUGAGGUCUCGCCUUUGGAACACGACUUUCCUUGAAGAUUAUGCCUCAUAUAAUUAUCUCGACUUGAUAGUGAAAGCCUCAAUCAGUCUUGAUGUUUCUGCUAAGAACAUUGUGCUGAAGAAUCCUGAGACACAGGUGAGAUUGACUAUCUUCCCUGAAAAUACAGUGGCUCACUAUGGUGGAGUGCCAUGGUGGAUAAUUCUAGUGGCCGUACUAGCAGGAAUACUGAUGCUUGCUCUGCUAGUGCUUCUACUCUGGAAGUGUGGAUUUUUCAAACGUUCCAAGUAUGAUGACAGCAUUCCUAAGUACCAUGCUGUGAGGAUCCGUAAGGAGACGCGCCACUUUACAGAUGAAAGCAUCAUGUUUGAUCCAUUUGAGAAGAAGCAAUGGAUGACUAUAUGGAAUGAGAAUGAAAGUUACUCCUGAGACUUUUACCUCACUAAUGUGAGAGACUUUAGGACUUUCUGGAGUCCACUAAAUAUAAUGGAGCCUGGAUUCAGGACUUUGCACAGUCUGUGUUGUUACAAUGAAGAAACACAAAACAAAAGACUCCUUUCAUGCACUGGUUUGUAACACAACAAAGGUGUCAAGUCUUAAAAUACCAAGCAAAUGAUAAGUGUCAUUUAGAGAUAUUUUUUUGUUUUGAUAUUUGUAUACAGAAUUGGGACCAGCCUUUAAAAAUGCCUAUUUGUACAAUUCUGGAUGAUUACUGGACUACUGUAACUGAUUUUAAAUCUGUAAAUAUUGAACUGUACUUGCAUAGUGCUUAUUUAUUUUCUGUCUUAUUUAAUUAGCCAAAGGUUCUCCAGGUUCUUUCUAAAACUGUGAAAUUUGCUUAAAAUACAAACGUCAAGCAGAUUAUAAGGAUAAAAUAACCUGAUAUGCACAAUGGAUGAAAGCAAUCUAGCACACUAUAUGGCAGGGUUUUAUAUUUGGGGAUUCGCUGCUCAUAUUUAUGCAUAUACUGUAUGUGAGUUUUUGCUGCUGAGUAGAUAUUAGAUCAGAAACAGAUGUGGCUAGGAACUGCAAAAGUAAACUGAUUAUUGGGAUCAAGAAGAGAACAUACAAAACAAGUCCAAAGUACUUAUCCAGGAAUACACAGUCUGACUACUGUGCGUUUCAGUGCCUAUAGGUGUGUGUUACCAGAAGUACCGUAUCCAUUUGAUUUUACUGAAGAAAAACUCAGCAGGUUUAAUUACCAGGAACUUUGGUAGCUGAUGUACAAGUACAUAUGGACUGACUGAAUAACUUUGAAUGUUUUGUUGUACCCCUUAAUUAGAUUACUCUGUUUGUAUUACAGUAUGUGAUCUGAACCAGUAAAUCUGUAGUUUGCGCUCAGUGAACUUUAGUAAUAUUUGCAGCUGAAAAUGGAGAUGACGCUUCAUCUCACUGGCCAUGUUAUAGAUGCACCUACUCUAGUUAAAACCAAUAAGCCAUUAAGUAACAUAUAAAGCAUGAUAGGGUAUGCUAUUAUAGGAAAAUAAUCAGUUAUGGGGUGGUGUGAUGCCAUAACCACCCACAAAACACCACAUCCCUAAUCGUUUUGUUCCUUCUAUACCACAGCAAUUUGCCAAUGAUUACAAUUUUUUAUUAAUUCAUGAACAACACAUCAUACUUUUUAUCCCUUUAUUGUUACAUUUAAGUGUUUGGAACUUUAGCACAACAAGUUAGUUCCUGUUAUCUAACUUGUUAGUUCCUGUAAUUCUUGGUCCCUCACCAGCCUCUCUUUUAAAUUUAAUAAGACGGAAAAAAAAACCACGCAGCUGGUCAUUUUACAGAGAAAUUGCAGAUUCCUCUGUCCUGAAGUCUUUCCUGUGUCAGAAAACUUAAAGGAAGUUUUUUGUUCAGCUUUACCUCUGACACUGACGACUGCAUCAAAAAAUGUUAAAUACACGUCUCCUCAUAGAAAACUUCACCAUAUUAGUGAUUACACUCAUUUUUUUAUCUGGAGCGUCUACCAUACAAGUCCCUGUGUAAGUAGUUACAAUGGAAACAAUAACAUAUAAUACGAGUGCAUUAAUAUAAACCAUGCAGCUGGCACUAUUGUGCUGUUAUAAGAACUCAAUCAACACCUUCUGACCAAUUGGAAACAACAAUUCAACAGCGCUGUUGUAUAAAUAACCAUCAUGUUUGCCAUCACUGUUUGACAUUUUGGAACUAAUGAUUUACAUAGUCAUGAGACAGUUGCAGGGUAUGUUAGCUUUUACAGCCCUCUUUCAUGAGUUGUACCAAAAGACAGGUAUUAGCUAGAUGCUAAUAUACACUUCUAAAAAGAUUUUUAAUUAGGUUUACAUAAUGCUUUUUAAAACACAGAGCAGAGCCUUUAUUAUUUAUGUCCAUUGAACAGACUGUUUGAACAUUAAGCUGAAUUUGAAAUGCUUGAAAAAAAAAGAUGCAUAGUUUGAGGUAGUUAAAUACAGAUUAAAAACAGAUGUGGGUUUUUUUAAAUGAUUUUUUUGUUCUAAUCUAUAUUACAGAUUCAAAUUCAGUUCAUGUAUCCUGUAUACAUGGUUACACAUAAACUAUCCAUCCAGAAAUACAUUACUGGUGUGUGCACACUAGUGCUAAUAGAUGGAUUACACUUUACAGUUGACUCAUGGAAGUCUGGAGGGCCAUGAAAUUCAGCUAAGUUAGUUGUAGAUAAUAAAGUGGUUGUUCAGUGUAUUUUUCUAGGUCAUGCACUGUAAUAGAUGAGACUGAAAAUAUGUACUACCUUAGAAAUUAUAAUAAAAACAUCCUGCACUGAUGCCAACAUCAGAUGUAGAGUGCAGGACAUAAUAGACUACAUUUCCUGUGUAAUGUUAUUAAAGGUCAUUUUUUUUGUAUGUAGGGGUCAAGUUUUGACGUGUCCAACACUUAUCCUACAAUUUAAAACAACACAAAGAGUUUCUGAACGCUGCACAACGUUGUCUAAUCCUAUAAGAAGAAAAUGCAGACAUCAUAUUCAGCAUAAAAAACAAUAAUUUUCCUGCUAGUACCUGGUUGUCUAGGACAUGCAAAUGAUUUAGGAAAUCCUUUAUCUGCUUUAUUUACUUGUGCAGAUUUUCUUUCCAAAAUAAAAACUUUUUUUCUCAUUUUUUAAAACUGUUUAAUUCUCCAUUGUUUUAUAAAUCAUUUCAUUUUAUGAAUGACAAUUUAUAGAAAUGUAAUAAAAUUACAAACAAGUCACAA